AUGAACAGGGGAAUUGAGGUUCUUUCUCCAGCCUCUUACCUCCAUAGUUCCAAUUGGUUGUUCCAAGAAAGCUUGGGGACCAAGUGGACUCCACAGGAAAACAAGUUGUUUGAGAGUGCUCUGGCUGUGUUUGACAAGGACACUCCAGACCGUUGGCUGAAGGUGGCAGCCUUGAUUCCAGGUAAAACUGUUGAUGAUGUGAUCAAACAGUAUAGGGAACUGGAAGAAGAUGUGAGUGUCAUUGAAUCUGGGUUUUUCCCAGUUCCAAUGUACACUGCUGACUCCUUCACAUUGGAGUGGGUCAACAAUCAAGGAUUUGAUGGUUUCAAGCAAUUCUAUGGUGUUACUGGCAAAAGGAGUACUUCCACUAGACCACCUGAACAGGAGAGGAAAAAAGGAGUGCCAUGGACUAAAGAGGAGCACAGGCAAUUUCUGAUGGGUCUGAAGAAGUAUGGUAAAGGAGACUGGAGAAACAUCUCCCGCAAUUUUGUGACCACAAGGACACCAACUCAGGUUGCAAGCCAUGCUCAGAAGUAUUUCAUCAGGCAGCUAAUUGAGGGAAAGGAUAAGAAGAGAUCAAGUAUCCAUGACAUCACGAUGGUGAAUCUCCCCGAAACAAAUUCUCCUUCACCAGAAGAUCACUCAGUGAAGGAUGUGAAUCCAACCCAGAAUCAGAAACUGUGUAGCAUAGUCAAACAGGAAUAUGAAUGGAAAUUGCCAUGUGAGAGUGUGCCUGUGUUUUCCAAUUCAGCAAACGGAAAUAUGUUAAUGACGCCACUAUGUGGAGUUUCCUCAUAUGGGUCUAAACCGCUUCAGGAGCAGUAUUUGUUCACUGGUUCUCUCCAAGGAUGCCAAUUUGGACCCUUUGACACUAAUAUGAAAAUGCAGUCCAUGCAUAAUCAAUGA
Messenger RNA from Sphenostylis stenocarpa, 906 nucleotides. Lineage: Eukaryota; Viridiplantae; Streptophyta; Magnoliopsida; Fabales; Fabaceae. The record is from the annotation of a GenBank genome assembly.